This is a messenger RNA of Stylophora pistillata, 566 nucleotides long. RefSeq names its product peroxisomal membrane protein PMP34. The record is from RefSeq and is a predicted model, not a curated record. Gene Ontology annotation, biological process: transmembrane transport. Gene Ontology annotation, cellular component: peroxisomal membrane. Lineage: Eukaryota; Metazoa; Cnidaria; Anthozoa; Scleractinia; Pocilloporidae. Gene Ontology annotation, molecular function: coenzyme A transmembrane transporter activity; ADP transmembrane transporter activity; ATP transmembrane transporter activity.
UAUCACUUAUGCAACUCCGAAAAAACAAUUUUUUAGAAUGAGCGCUUAGUUAUAGACGUAUAUUUAAAUGUAAAAAUGACCGUGUUCUCCAAAACUGCAAGCUUCAAUGAUAUGGUUCCUCUUUUACCGGCACUGGAUCUACCUGUUACACUCAAAAUGUUAUUCUCCCACAGAAACUUUGUUCACGCUCUUGCCGGCGCAGUGGGAAGUGUGACAGCUAUGACAGUGUUCUUUCCAUUAGAUACUGCAAGAACUAGACUCCAAGUUGAUGAUAAAAGAAAAGCUAAAAACACAGGACAUAUUUUGAUGGACAUAAUUCAAGAGGAAGGAGUGUACUCUUUGUACCGUGGUCUCCUUCCAGUCCUGUCCAGCCUUUACUGCUCCAAUUUUCUUUACUUUUACACCUUCAAUGGUCUUAAGGCAGUAUUUGUGGGGAGAGGAGAAGCUUCUACAUCACUGCAAGAUCUUUUAUUUGGAUAUUUAGCAGGUAAUGCCAUUUCAGCAGUUAUUCUUUUCUGGUGAAAGAUGUGUCUGGAGUAAUACAAUGGUUGGCACAGAUCACAACA